AUGGCAGACAAACAGGACAUGGGGGAAAUCGCCACCUUCCAAAAGGCCAAGCUGAAGAAAAGGGAGAUGCAAAAGAAGAAAAUUCUGCUGACCAAAGAGACCAUUGAGCAGGAGAGAGCGGAGUGA
This is a messenger RNA of Tupaia belangeri chinensis (Chinese tree shrew), 126 nucleotides long. RefSeq names its product thymosin beta-10. NCBI's taxonomy places the organism in Eukaryota, Metazoa, Chordata, Mammalia, Scandentia, Tupaiidae. The coding region runs from base 1 to 126 and encodes 41 amino acids. Gene Ontology annotation, biological process: regulation of cell migration; actin filament organization. The record is from RefSeq and is a predicted model, not a curated record. Gene Ontology annotation, cellular component: cytoplasm. Gene Ontology annotation, molecular function: actin monomer binding. The transcript has a single exon.